AUGGUUUCCGUCCUCACCUGCGCAGAAGAUGCGAAGUUGCUGUAUGGGCGACACGAUGUUCAGGUGUGUGGUGAAGAGGUCCACGAAGGCGCCGGGAUAGACCACGAACACAAACAUGCCGAAGCCAUUCACUCGUACUUGCUCCCUAAAGAAACAUGCUUAAAAGGCAUUAUUCUCUUCUUGGAGGAGGAGUUUUACAUUCUUCUGAGCCAAUCAGGACAGGCGGAAACAGGUCAGGUAGGUGAAGAGAACCUCAUAGAGCGUGCAGGCACUGCACAGAAGCCAGGAGGUCAAGUGGCGAUUAUGUCCAAGCGUCCGUCCAACGUCAAGGCCCUGCAGGCUAAUCUGAACAUCCCGAUGGGAGCUCUGCGUCCAGGGGCGGGACAUCCUGUGAGGAGGAGAGAGGAGACGGGAGAAGCACACGAGGCUCAGUCGCCGCCGGACGAGCGGUCCGGGGACGCGGCUCACACGCCGGAGGACAAAAAGACGUUGCCGGGCGCCGUCAAGCUGCCGGGGCCGGCGGUCAACCUCUCGGAGCUGCAGAACGUCAAGAGCGAACUACGCUGGGUCACCAAGGAAUAACACCUGUGCUGCUGUGCAAGGAUCAGUGUUCAGAUGCCGAGGAAGGACAAUAAAGACUCGCCUGCUGCGGCUGUGAAGGCGCUUCAUCGCGUUUGGCAACAUUAGCAGCUUUGUGUGACCCGCUCAACAUCAACAAACAUCUCUGGAAUUAUUGAAAUCAUUCAUACAAACGCAGCAAUGACACAAAACAGCAAAGACACUUUUCACUACCUGACAUUGUUUUAUGACAAUCUAGCGAUGGUGUUUUGUAAAUGGCCGAUUUAACGUGUUGCACUUUUUUUUUUUUGGUCUUAUCCUAUUGUUCUAAUGAAACUGACAUCUGCAGGAGCAAUAAAUCUAUUUGGUUGUGACAUGUAUUUAUGACCCCAGCCAACACAUUUCAGCAAUGUAUUAUUGUCUCAUGGAAAACAAACUUGGAUACACUUAAGAGUAGUCCGUGUACAGCAGGGGGUGUCCAAAGUGCGGCCCGCGGGUCAUUUUUUAACGGCCCCACGGCACAUUUUAAGAAUACAAUUGAAAAAAAUUAAAAACAUAGAGUGGCAUAAAAGAGCUAACAGGUGAAAUGUAACAAUAAAUUGUUGCAAUGCUUACUCUUAUAACACAAGGCUGCCAUGCAGGCUGUUUCUUUCUUUAAAAAAAAAAAAAAAGAAUCAAAAUCAAUGUCAUUUUAAAUUAUUGACCUAUUCAAGGCUUCGAUUACGUCACAUUAAAUAUUCCACUUUGAUAUAUUUUUGGGGGGAAAAUGUUGCAUAUUUUGUGUUUUGCCAUAUAAAAAACUGGGCUGUUUUUUUUUUUUAAAAGAAGGGCCUGAAACCAACAAACAAAACAUAAACAAUAAAACUUCAAAUUGACAGAUAUAUCUGAAGUUGAUUUUGAGAUUAUUGUGCUAAAAGUAAACAGUAAAAAAAACGUAUGAUUUAUUUUUUAACACUUUAAGAAGUAGGACACUUUCGGAUCCCCAAUUAUUUUAGUGUGAUUUGUUUUUAAGUGUCAUUGCUCAAAAAAUAACAAUGAAUCAAAAUCCAAAAUUAAGGCUCCAAUUAUUAUAUAAUCUCAAAUAUUCCACCUAAAAAAGUUAUUGGGUGACAAUAUUGCAUAUUUUGUGUUUUUUUCCAUUUUUUUUUUUGUAAUGUCAAUCUAGAGAUUUAAAACUUGCAUAAUAAUACAAAUUAUAAUACUGAAUAAUGACACAUUUUUUACAUUUUUUUUUUACCAAAACCCUUUGGGGUCCCCGGGAUCAUAACUGAGUGGAAGCCAUAAUGUCUAUUUUUCAUACAUAUAUUGUAUUGGUUUUUAAAAUAAAAAUAAUGAAAAUGGCCCCCGCUUGCUCUGAUUUUUCAGUGUGCGGCCCUCAGUGGAAAAAGUUUGGACACCCCAUGGGUACAGAGACUGUAUGACGACCCUGGAGAACCGCAAGAGUAUUGUGUGUUGUCAAUCUGGGAGAUGCACGAGUGCUGCCAACACAAGCGGGCAGCUGCAGUUCAUUGGGAGGCAAACAUGAAUUCCAACAUAUACGGUGGCAUUGUGAACCAGAAGAUGAUCACAUCUCUUUUUCUUCUUGAGUUUAAAGACACACAGUAGCCCCUUUAAAUGUUUGGGAUGUAACAAUAUGAACAUUUCUUAUCACGGUCAUUGUGACUAAAACCAUCCCGGUUAUCAACAUUAUCGUGGUAUUUUUGAAUGUGCUCAAAAAGUACUUCCACACAAUGAUUUCCUGUUUUUUUUUAAAUAAUCAUAAUAAAUAGACCUACCUUAAAAUUCA
This is a messenger RNA of Nerophis ophidion (straightnose pipefish), 2344 nucleotides long. RefSeq names its product small muscle protein X-linked (gene smpx). Gene Ontology annotation, cellular component: M band; costamere; muscle tendon junction. The transcript has 6 exons. Bases 1 to 582 code for a protein of 193 amino acids. The record is from RefSeq and is a predicted model, not a curated record. NCBI's taxonomy places the organism in Eukaryota, Metazoa, Chordata, Actinopteri, Syngnathiformes, Syngnathidae.